Messenger RNA from Amborella trichopoda, 2266 nucleotides. RefSeq names its product ENTH/VHS/GAT family protein. The record is from RefSeq and is a predicted model, not a curated record. Gene Ontology annotation, biological process: protein transport to vacuole involved in ubiquitin-dependent protein catabolic process via the multivesicular body sorting pathway. Gene Ontology annotation, molecular function: ubiquitin binding; phosphatidylinositol binding. NCBI's taxonomy places the organism in Eukaryota, Viridiplantae, Streptophyta, Magnoliopsida, Amborellales, Amborellaceae.
UUUCACGAUAUUCAAUGGGGGAGCCGCCUGAAAAUUUUGAAGGAGCAAAAAAGCCUAAAAUUCUGCAAUUUGAUAGUCUCAUUCUACGACACGUCAUACGCAAAAAUUAGCUUUUCUCGGUGACUGUUUCACACUUUUCUCAGACCAAUCACGGUUUUCUAUCUCUUGCACGAAAUGUCCUCUUUCUCUCUCUAGAAAACCAGAAGAAUCACUUUUUUUCUCUCGUGCAGUUUCUCUCUUCGGAGUUUGGAAAAGCAGGUUGGUUUCUUGAGAGGUUGUUAUAGUGGGAAUAUUGUGCUCUAUUUGAGGAGAAGGCAAAAAUUAGAGAAAAUAGGGAUUGAUAGGAAGAGAGAAUUGGAGUGUUUAAUCGAUCAAUUUAUUGAUUCUGUGGAACAGAGCCUUGUUGGCUUUUGCAGUGGGCUAAAUUAGGAUUCAUUUGGAAGAUUAGAUUGAGUCCAGGUUCAACAAACAUUGCAGAGUUGGUUUUAUGUUACUGAUCAUCAAAGAGGAAUUUGGAUUUGGAGGCAAUCCAAUUUGGGUUCUAUCUAUGAUCAAAAUUUGCCUUUGAGGUCUUAAUUAGGCUUUCAAACAAGUUUAAACGAGGGUUUCGUUCAAUACUUGUCUGUAAAGAUUAAUUAAGUUUAUACUCUGUAUUUGUGAAAGAUCGAAUUUGAACUUCGGAAAAGGUCGAAUUAGAAUUUCAUAGAGUUGAGAUUGGGUUUUAGAGAAGAUUGAUUGGCAGCUUCGGUGAAGCUGGGUACUAAACCAUAGUUAAAAGAUGGAUAGAUUGAAGCUUAAUACAUGGGGAGAGCGUCUGAGAACUGGAGGUGCACAGAACUGGAGAAAAGUGAGUGGAAAAGUGAAGGAAAUCUUGCAAGGUCCAACACUAGCUGGAAAAAUGGUGGAUGAAGCCACUUCUGAUCAUUUAGAGGAGCCUAACUGGUCCAUAAAUCUAAGAAUUUGUUCUCUUCUUAAUGGGGAAGAGCUUAGUGGGCAAGAUGUAGUGAGGGCUAUAAAGAAGAAAAUAAUGGGGAAAAAUGUGGUGAGCCAGAGGCAUAGCCUUGAUCUUUUGGAGGCCUGUGCUAUGAACUGUGAUAAAGUGUUCUCUGAGAUAGCUUCUGAGAAAGUGUUGGAUGAGAUGGUGAGAAUGAUUGAUAACUCGCAAACCCAUUUCUCUAAUAGGCAGAAGGCUUUACAGUUGAUUAGAGCAUGGGGGGAGUCAUCUGAGGAGCUUGGCUAUUUGCCUGUGUUUCACCAAACAUACAUGAUUUUAAAGGGAAGAGGGAUCAGAUUUCCAGGACAAGAGGGAGAAAGUUUAGAGCCAUUCUUUUCUCCUAUGGAGCCAUUUGGUCAUGAACAACCGUCUUCUCUUCCUGCUAGUAAUGCAAAUGGAAACACAGAUCCACGAAGGCCAGGUCAUGAUGCCUUUACCUAUCAUGGCCACAAUCUUUCAUCAGAAGAAAGGAAGGAGAUUUUGGUUGUUGCUCGAAAUAGCAUUGAACUCCUCUCUAGCAUGUCAAACUCUAAUUCACAAAACCAACUGGUUAUGGAUGAGCUAACCCUGAGCAUUGUGGAGAAAUGCCGGCAAUCAAUGACACAAAUACAAAGAAUCAUUGAGUCCUCUGGCGACGACGAAGGGUUUCUCUUUGAGGCCCUCAAUGUUCACGAUGAACUCCAACAAGUCCUUUCCAGGUAUUCCGUGGCUGACAAACCAACAGUUCAAAGAGAAGCCCCUUCAGCUAAUGAACCCACUCAUUCUGCUGAGAAUUCCAGCCACUCUGCUGCAAAUUCUGGUCAAUCCAAAGAAAAAUCUGGCGAUUCUAAAGGAAAUUCCGGAAGUUCUAAUAAUCCUGGAAAUGAAGGGGUGGUCAUGAAUUAUUGGGACUAAGCAGACAUAGGGGGAGAGAGUAAGUUGGUUUUGAGGAGGAUUUAGGUUUGGUUUUAAAUUUAUGUAGGAGAGGAGGUUUUAUAUCCUAGGUGGAGUUCAGCUUUUGUGGGGUAGAAGGUUCUGUAUCGCAUGUAGAGUUCAGUUUUUGCGAGAGAGGAGUUAUUAUAUCCCCUAUGUACUGAAGAUUUGAGUUAGUAGGCUACCUGGGCAUUGCAUGGUGGAGGCUUCAGAGCUAGCCUUAGUGAAUACUUGAGAUUCCUUGUGGGGUAUUUUAGGAUCCUGAUCUCUCUAUGGUUGUUAAGAGUAUAUAUUUCAUUUCCUUUUGUUGGAUGCUUAUUGGAUUUUAUUAAUAUAUGUUAGAGAGACAUGUCUUCUUUA